Messenger RNA from Apus apus (common swift), 9993 nucleotides. It is a transcript of the gene NIN, whose product is annotated as ninein. NCBI's taxonomy places the organism in Eukaryota, Metazoa, Chordata, Aves, Apodiformes, Apodidae. The record is from RefSeq and is a predicted model, not a curated record. Gene Ontology annotation, biological process: microtubule anchoring at centrosome; centrosome localization; centrosome-templated microtubule nucleation. Gene Ontology annotation, cellular component: ciliary transition fiber; centrosome; centriole. The transcript is spliced from 29 exons. Gene Ontology annotation, molecular function: calcium ion binding. Bases 89 to 6346 code for a protein of 2085 amino acids.
CCGCUGCCUUUCCCGGACCCGCACCCGCUCCGCUCCGCCGCGCCCGGAGGCACCGGCAGCCGCGCCGGUUUGCGUGGCAGGCUAUGGGAUGGAUGAAGCUGAGCAGGACCAGUAUGAAGCCCGCCUCAAGGAGCUCUUCGACAGCUUUGACAGCACGGGCACGGGGUCCCUGGGGCAGGAGGAGCUCACUGACCUCUGCCACAUGCUGCACCUGGAGGAGGUGGCCCCGGCGCUCCAGCAGACCCUGCUCCAAGGCAACCUCCUAGGCAGGGUCCAUUUUGACCAAUUCAAAGAAGCACUUAUCCUCAUCCUAUCCAGAACCCUCUCAAAUGAAGAGCACUUCCAAGAAACAGAUUGCUCCCCAGAAGCACAGCCCAAGUACAUCAAGGGGGGGAAACGCUACGGCCGGCGCUCCCUGCCCGAGUUCCAGGCGUCAGAGGAGGACUUUGCCGAGGUGACCGUCAUCGAGCCGCUGGGCGAGGACACCUGCCCCACACACACCUGUCCCUCCAGUGGCUGCCAGCAGCACUGGAAGACACAAGACAGCGAGGAGUAUGAGGCUGAGGGACAGCUGCGCUUCUGGAACCCAGAUGACCUGAAUGCCUCCCCUGGAGCAUCACUGCCCACCCCAGAGUGGAUAGAGGAGAAACUGCAGGAGGUCUGUGAGCACCUUGGCAUCACCAGGGAUGGCCACCUCAACCGUAAGAAGCUGAUCUCCAUUUGUGAGCAGUAUGGGCUCCGGAUGGCAGCCGGGGAGGUAAUUGAAGAGGUGCUCUGUAAUCUGGAGCAAGAUGGCACCAUGAGUGUAGAGGACUUCUUCUAUGGCUUGUUUAAAAACGGAAAGUCCCUGACACCCUCAGCAUCUACCCCGUACAGACAGCUGAAACGACACCUCUCCAUGCAGUCCUUCGACGAGAGCGGGAGGCGCACGGCCACCCCCUCCGCCAUGCCCAGCACCCUCGGCUUCUGCCUCUUCUCCAGCCUGGAUGAUGGGAUGGGCUGUGGCUGUGUGGAGGACAUCCUCGACUGCUGGCACCAGGAGGGCAUAGAGAACAGCCAGGAGAUCCUGAAGGCUUUGGAUUUCAGCUUGGAUGGGAAGGUGAACCUGACAGAGCUGACGCUGGCGCUCGAAAACGAGCUUUUAAUCACCAAGAAUGGAGUCCACCAGGCAGCCCUGGCCAGCUUCAAAACAGAGAUCAGACACUUGCUGGAGAGGGUGGACCAAGUGGCCAGAGAGAAAGAGAAGCUGAGGUCAGACUUGGAGAAAGCUGAGAAGCUGAAAUCCCUGAUGGCCUCUGAGGUGGACGACCACCACGCGGCCAUCGAGCGCCGGAACGAGUACAACCUCAGGAAGCUGGAUGAGGAGUACAAGGAGCGAAUUGCAGCUUUGAAGAACGAGCUCCGGAGAGAGCGGGAGCAGAUCCUGCAGCAGGCUAAUAAACAGAGGCUGGAGCUGGAGCAGGAGAUGGAAAAGCUGAAAAUUGAUGAGAACUUCCUCCGGGACCGCCUGGCCCUUUCCCUGAAGGAGAACAGCCGCCUGGAGAGUGAGCUAUUGGAAACGGGAGAAAAACUGUCUGAGUAUGAAAGUCUGGCAAGCAAACUGCAGAGGAACUUGGAAAACGUCCUGGCUGAGAAGUUUGGUGACCUGGAUCCCAGCAGCGCGGAGUUUUUCCUGCAGGAGGAGAGGCUGGCACAGAUGAGGAGCGAGUACGAGCAGCAGUGCAGAGAGCUGCAGGACCAGAUAGAUGAGCUGCACUCGGAGCUGCAGGAGUACCGGGCCCAAGGCAAAGUGCUCCGGCCUCCCCUGAGAAGUUCCCUGUCGGAAGAAUUUGACAUGGAUAUGAAGAGUCAUGGCAACAGUGGCAUUGAGCCUGACCAAGGACUUGGUUCAGAAGACUGCAACCCCUUAAAUAUGAGCAUAGAGGCAGAAAUGGCUAUUGAACAAAUGAAGGAGCAACACCACAGGGAUCUACAUCACCUCAAGCAGGAGCUUGAAGACACAGUGAGCCGUUACGAAAAGCAGCUGGAUGAGAUAAAAAGUGACUGUGAGAGAGAACAAGAGGGUAUGAGGAGGAAGUACAAUGAAGAGAUGCAUGUCAUGGAACAGCAAAUAACUGGCCUUAAAAAUCAAAUUGCAGAACUGCAAGGAGAGGCAGCAGCGCUCAGAGAACAGCAAGAAAAGCUUGACUGUAAAUACAAUGAUGAGAAAAACAAAUUACAAAUGCAGUUUGAGGAGGAAAAAGCCAAUCUGCAAGAACUAUUGAGGCAAGAGCAUGAAGAAGAUAUUAGAGCCAGGCUGGAGCAGGUAAACGAGAAGUUUAGUCAAGAACGGGAGGAACUGAUGCAAAAUGGUGUCUGGAUGGAAGAAAAGAUGAGAGUUUUGGUGCAGACACUGCAGGAAGAGAAGGGGGAGCUGGAACGUGGCUUUCAUGAGCAGCUGAAAAGGAUGGCAGAGGUGCAUGCCCUGGAGAAGGAGGAGCUCCAACAAGAGCUGCUGAGGAAGCACGAGCAGGACCUGAAGGAGGAAAGGAAAAAAAUGGAAAGUGACUAUGACAGAAGAGCAUCCAAUGCAGAAACUCAGUUUUCUGUUGAGACACAAACACUUGUGAGUAAAUAUGAAGAAACCAUCCAAAAUCUAGAAGGACGUUACCAGCGAGAGCUGCAUGAACUUGCUGAGCAGCAAAGAGAGGAGAAAUCCCAGUGGGAGUUUGAAAAGGAUGAAAUUGCUCAGGAAGUUGCUGAAGCCCACAAGAGACUGAAGGAAAGUCUGGCAAAUGAAAAGGCAGUUUCUUCUGCCCUCACCCAGGAGAAAGAUCUCCUGGAGAAGAACUUCAAGGAAGAAGUGAACAAGCUUGUGUGUGAGAGAGAGCAGCUUCAGAAGGAGCUGCGAGACCUGAGGAAUGCUGCUGAGGUGGAGGAGAAGAAGUUGAAGGAGAAAAUAACACAACUCCAAAAUGACCACGAAAAAGAGCUAAAGAACAAAGAGGAGCGUAUGUCUGUGGUGGAGGAAAAUGGGAAGCUGGUUAGGCAAAAGCUGGAGAGGCUUGACAGUGAAUAUAAGCAAGAGAAAGAAGACCUCAAUUCCAAGCUUCUUGCUCUGGAGAGUUUAAACAAAGACAUUUGUGUAAGAGCAGAAGCAGAAAAGGCUGAGAUGAGUUUGGAAAUCUCAGACCUCCAAGGGAAAAUACGGAAGUUGCAGUGGGAGACCCACAGUUUUUCUGCACUGCAAAAUCAUUAUAGGGUCCUGGAAAAGGAGUACGCCAAAGCAAAGAGCAAAAUUGCUUCUUCCUUUGGUGUGGUGCCUCUGGGAGGUGAUGGGGAUGUCCUCUUAAAUCUGCAGAGAGUGCACGAGCAAGCUGUGAAGGAGAAUGUCAGGAUGGCUGCUGAGAUUGUCAGGCUGCAGCACAGGCUGCAAGCUGUGGAGCAGGACCCCCUGCCACCACCCAGUCCUGCCUGCUCCAACUCCAUCUCACAACCCCCUCAGCUGCCAGAUGAAAUAGAUCCCAUCUCUGAAGAGCUGCCCAGUGACUGGAGAGGUGCAGACAAGGGAACAGAUUCAAAUGUCCUUCUGCUUUCGGAGGUAGACAGUACAGACCUGGAAGAAAUGACUGAGGCUGAUUCAGAUUUGGAGAGAGCAUGUGUUGAAGCCAGGUCAGGUGGCCCUGCGCUCGAGGCACGGGUGUGUCAGAUGCAAGGAAAUAAAGCAGCACUGGAAGCUGAUGGCAAUCAGGGCUGUGACAGGAUUCAAGAGCUGCUUUCUCGGGUGUCUCUGCGGCCAAAAAAGAGGGAACUCAAGAACACUCUUGAGAGAGAACCCAGAUCAAAAGUGCUACAGAACGGUACUGAACAGCAGAAGGUUCAUCUGCUAAAUCACAGAAUAACUCCUGAAAAUAAAGGGUUUGCUUCUGAUGCUUCAGAGCUGGAGGUUGAGCUUGAGAAGGCUGAGGAACUGAGUGAAGACUCCCUCCAGCUUGAUCAUGCUCCUGGGCCAACAACUGGUGACCUGAAAAGCAUAAUAGCUCAGCUCUGGGAAAGGGUCGAAGAGUUAGAAGACAGAUCAAUGGCACAGGCUGAAGUCCUGUCACUACAAGAAGAAAUUCAAGUAGAAAAUGAGGAUCUGAAAUCUGAAAUGAUAAAAUUAGUUGAAAAAAAUAAGGUGCUAGAAGACAACUUGCGUAAGCUGAGAAGCCUUCUUUGCAAGCUAGAACAAAAUAAACUGGAAAGUGUUAAGCUUGGAGAGGAAAACACACAGCUCCUCCAAAAAAUUGAAGAAUGGGAACAUCUACAAGAACAAGGUGCACAAGGAAAUGUAGCUUCACACAGUGACACGUUAAGACUGCAGUGCCAGCUUGGGAAGCUGGGAGAACAUGCUGGGAUGUGUACAGGUCAGCAAGACAAGCAUGUCCGGAGUGACAGCACAGGGACAGAAACAUCUGCAGAAAAGGGGGAGCUGCACGAGCCUGACAGAGAGCUGGAGGAGAAAGCUGCUGCUCGGGUUACCCCAAAAGACACGCGUUUCCCUGAGGAGAGAGAAGAGAGGAGUACAGUGAUGCACGGCUUGCAAGGCACGUGCACUGAGCUGCAGCAAAAAGUUGAUCUUCUGAGGUGUGAAGCUGAGAAGCUCAGAGAAGAAAAUGCUAUUCUGAAAAAUGAAGUGACUUUAUUAAAUGAGGAAGGUAGUGCUUCCAGCCUGAAACUGAGGGAGCUAAGUGGAUCCCAAGAAGAAAUGAGGCAAAAGAUAGAGGCUAUGAGGAAGGAGAAGGUGACUGUACAGAAGAUGGUUGACAACCUGAAAAAGCAGGUGGCAGAUCUGAAGACCAGGAACCAGCAGCUGGACUCUGAAAACACAGAACUUAGCCAGAGAAACUCCAAAAAUCAAGCAGAUGUGCAGGAUCCUAAUCAACAGCUGGCAAGGGUGCUCCAGCAAAAGGAAAGGGGAGCGGGAGAGUGUACCCUGGAAGAGUGGGAAAAGGAGAGACUGGUACUGCAAGAGGAACUGGAAAACUCCAAAGUAAAGACAUCAAACAUGGUGUCCUCCUUGGAGAUGGAGCUGUCAAAAAUGAAGGCUCAAGCUCAUGUAUUGGAGCAGGAGAACCACAUCCUGCAGCAGGAGCUCGAGAAGACAAAGCAGCUGCCCAGAUGUCCUGAUCUCUCUGACCUUCAGAACGAAGUGUCCAGCUUAAUGACUAAAAACGAAAAGCUGCAGAAAGAGAAAGAAGCCCUGAGGGAGGAAUUAAACAGAUAUAUUGAUAAGGUCCAGAGUCUGGAUGAAACUCUGCAAAACACCAACCUCCAACUGUCCCGAGUAAAAUCAGACCAGUGGAUGAUACAGCAGGAGAAUGAAACCCUGAAACAAGAAGUGAUGUCUCUGCACAAGCAGCUGCAGAAUGCCAGCGAAAAGAAUCGGGUUCUAGAACUGGCUGUGCCUUCCUCAGGGCUGCAGGACCAACAGAGGCAGCUGCACUGGGAUGAACUGGACCAGCUGAUGAAACAGGAGCAGCAGCUGCUCAGGCAGGAGAAUGAGAGGCUGCAGAGGGAAGUCCAGAGCACUAAAACAGACCUGACUCACUCCAGGGAGAAGAUCCGACAGCUGGAAUCUACCAUCCUUUCCCUAAAGCACCAAAAGCAUCAAAGCCAGUCAGGUAUCAUCAAACCCAUCAAGCAAGAGAAAUUAAGCUUGAAUAUUGUGUGUGAGCAGCUUCAGAAGGAGUUGUCAUCUGCAAACAGGAAGAUCAGUCAGAUGAAUUCUCUUGAACGUGAACUGGAAACGAGCUCAGAAAAUGAAGGGCUAAGAAAAAAGCAAGUCAAACUGGAUGAUCAGUUAAUGGAGAUGCUCCACUCAAGCAGCAGUGUGAUGCUUAGUCAAUCCCUGCACUCCCGGGAGCUCCAGCAGCAAGGCUGUGCUGUGGUGCCCAAGGAACAGUUCCUGCAGCUCCAACACCAGCUGCUACAAGCAGAGAGGAGGAGUCAACGUCUUCAGGAAGAACUUGAAAGCCGACCCUCUGAAACAAACAUGCAGCAGGCGGGUCAUGAGCAGCUUCUAAAAAUGAUGGAAGAACGUAUGGUGGAUGUUGAACAGAAGCUAAGGCUUGUGAAGAGGCUUCUCCAAGAUAAAGUAAAUCAGCUGAAAGAACAACUUACCAAGAACACUAAAGCAGAUGCAAUGGUCAAGGACCUCUAUGUUGAGAAUGCACAGCUGCUGAAGGCUUUGGAGAUGACAGAACAGCGGCAGAAAACUGCUGAAAGGAAAAACUAUUUACUGGAAGAAAAAAUUGCCAACCUCAAUAGAAUAGUAAAGAACCUGGCAGCCCCAGUGUUUAAUUCAGCAUCUGAGAUAAGGUCAUAGCAGAAAGCCAUUGUGUCUGCCACAGCCCCCUGCACUUUACUGAAAUGGUAAUAUUUCAGCUUUUCACUGUGUUGCCUUUUUGUAUUGAUGAAUUUUAGUGAACAGAUGCCUCCAAGGAGAGGACAGAGCUGAACCCCAAACCUGGACACUGCCAAAAGAGAACUUUUUUGUUUAUUCCCAAGCUGUUCUUCUGCUGAAUUUUGCAUAAAAGUGAUCUUCACUGUGUAAACACAAACAUGUUUUUCUAGGUUAACUUAUUUUGAUACUUCCGUUUUAAUUUAUAAAUUCUGAAUUUACUGAAUCAAUGAUUCCUCCUGUCUAGAUUGAAGCCAAGGUCUAAUGCAAACUUGUUACUGAAUUCAAAACUUAAAGUAUUUGGGGCUUUCUAGAAUACUUCAUGGUCCAAACGGAGUGAUAUUGACAGGUCAGUCUUCAGCACUGGCAGUAGAAUUGCUUACUGAAGGCAAGACUUUCCAGACACGUUCUGGUUCCUCUAAAGGAAUAUGCUCCACCUGAUGCAUUAGGCUUCUGGGUUAUUCUUCAUGGCUGUUUCUCUGCAGAGCUCAGGAAAAAAAAAAAUAAAAAGAGCUUUCUUUAAAAAUAUGUGAAUAGACUACUGCCUCCAGCUGAGCAUGACAGGAUUUCAUCUGAAGAAAUUUCCCAGCUAGCAAAUAAAUACAAGCAAAUUAUUGUUGUAAGAUGUGUUGCCAGACAACUUACAAGUUGUAGAGGCCCUAUUUUUUUUUUUUGUCUGUGGACAUAAGUUACACUAAACAAAGGAAGAGUCACUAAGCAGAAGUGAAGAUGAGAGUUUUGUUUAGAUCAGUUGUAAAUCCAGGAAAGCAGGGGAGUACAUUUAUUAAACAACUGGCAGGAGAAUGAAGAGGGGCACUUGGGUAGUUUCUUCAGUGAAAUGCUGUCAUUAGGCCUCACAGACGUGGACCUUGGCCAUGAAAGCAGUGUUCAGUUUGACCUGAGUGGUAAUUUGGGAAGGCCUGUCUUCUGUGGUAGGUCCCAGAAGAGAAUUUAAGUUUGUAAUUAAUUGUGAAGAAACGUACUCAGUGUGAAUAUGAAGACCUCAGGGAACAACAGCCUAAAUAUGCUUCCUUCAAUGUCAUAAAUGUGGAUAUUAAUGACAAUAGAUAUAAGUGUGCAUUAGGAAAAGCAGAGUAAACCAAAUUGUAUUGGGAUAUUACCUUAGUAUUCCUAGACCAACAUGCAGAACUGCUGUAGUGAGGAAGGUCAGAGAGCACCAAGGUUUGAGGGGUGAUGACACCCAUUUCAUCAGCUCAUGAGGCUGGGGAAAUGCAGGUGUUCUGGGAACACCUCUUAGAGAAGCAGCUGGGUGAGAGUGUGCAUGCUCAGGUGCUUGUACAGAGCUGAUUCCAGCAGACAGUCAGAAUGCCCAACCACUGCCUUGCCUCCAUCAGGCCAGUAAGACACAUGGAAACCGUGUAGCUACACCUGGUGAAAGGGGCCAUACUAGCAAUACUUGGAACUGGACUGCUGUAAAUAGCCACAAACUGGGAAUGCAGGGGAAAAGGGUGAGAUGUUUUGUCUCGGCGACCACUAGCAAGGUGACAAGUCUGACACUGGUUAUAAUGAGCCAAAAGUCUCCCAGAAACUGGGAUCACACUGCCCAAAAGCUGGGGAAUAACCCAUGGAAAAUUACUUUCCCUUGGUACUGAUGAGCAUGUGGCUGGAGGGGAUGACAUUGAUGCCCAUGGUGUUAUCUCCCAGUUGGAGGGUUGAGGGACUGACCAAGACACACAGGGUAUCACCUCCUCUUCUCCUCUGUUGCAUUGUGCAGGAAAUACAGUGGAAAUGGAAAUACAGUCAUGGAAGAACACCCUGGAGUAUCACAAAGUCCUCAUAAAUUCUUCCACUGCUGUGCUGUUCUAAACACCUCUACUGGCUAUUUCUCAAAGUCAUCUCAAGUUUAAGGAUUUACACAUCCCAUUUUUCACAGGCUGCAAGAACUUUGUCACACCUUUGAAAUUGGUCACAUUGACCAAAUGCAUUGACAUAAAGUGGAGCUUUCUUUUAAAAGAUUGAAGGGAAAUCUGUCUUUCAGUGUUGCUCAGUACGUGGCAGCAGUUCUAAUAAAUCUGUGUGUGGGCACCAGGGCUGCAUGUCAGGAACAGGGUGACUGAGCACACCCUGAAACAGGAAUUGGAAAAUGCUUCCAGGAAAUCAUGUACAUGAGGUUCAGAUGAUCAGAAGUAGAUUUGGUAAAAUAUCAUUAGCUUGCACAUUUUAACACUCCUUCAUAUCUUGACCUAGGUUUACUUUUAAUGCUCACUGUGUGACCAAAGUCUGAACACAGAGCAGAGGGAACGAGAACUUCACUGCAACUAUUGAGGAAUUAAUUUCACCUUACUUACUUUGAAAGGCUAGGCUACUUAUUCUUUUAAUCUCCUGGUAGUCACCAGGUUUUUAUAAACCAAACACAGAGAUGUUUCUAGAGCACAGUACCAAAAAGGGAGCCCAGAUGUUGGAACAGAAGGGAGAAAAGGGACUUCUACCUUUCUCACCUUGUUCUGCUUCUGUUUCACUUAGCUUCAAAAAACUAACCUAACCACAGGAGAGAGGGGGAGGAAAAUGUUUAGUAAAUAUUUUUUUAGACAAAACUCCCAAUUUCACUGGAAUAAUUGUGAAUUAAUUUUCAGAAGUGCCUUUUUUAUGAGUACAUGUUCUAGAGCCUUUCUGUAACUGUUUUUGUUGCUACAGGGACAAUUCAGGACAACCCCUCCCCAAAUGGAGGGAACACAGAGGAAGGUGGUAGUGCUGCUCACACCUUGCUCAUUGGUUCACUGUGUCAGCUCAGAAGACAGGCAGGUAGUUUUACAAAGUCCAGGCUACUGAAAAAUAAGCAUUAAGGCAUGUCAGUUAUUAAGCAUCAGUGGUCUUUUGUGCAUAAAUGUCUCCUAUGCAGUACAGGCAUUUUAAAGAUACCAAAGUAUUGAAGGGUAUUGUAUCACUGAAUUUCUAGACCUCAUUCAUACAAAGGGUCUUGCCAAGUAAGAUAGUAACUACUUUAUUACUAGAAGGUGUUUUCAACUCUUUCUUUAUGAAGCACUGUGAAAAUAAAGGCACAUAGAUACCUAGGGUGGGGAGUUUUGGAAGAGGAGAGACCCCUCCCAAGUUAAUUUACGUGUACUAAAGUCCCACAGCUGAAAUGCUACUGGUCAACUUAGAUUUAUUUAUAUAUAUAUACAUCGUCACAUAUUGUCCAACUACUACUCAAAAUACAAUGAAAAAUUAGUUUUUUGCAUUCUGGUUGAAAAAAAGGAAAAAAAAAAAAAAAAAAAGGAUUGUAAGAUAUUUUAGCCAGAUUAUAUAUGAGAGAGCAGGGGACAGUCUGGAUCUAUCAGAAGUAAAAAUACUUGGGUUUACUUUCAGCAAAGGCCAUCACUGUCUCUCAGGUUUUCCAUCAUUUACCUGUGAAGUCUCCUGUUUGCUGUCGGAUGCUGUCACUUCAUGACAAAUUACUUCUGUAUAAAGGAAAGCAACUGUAUAUUUUUUUUUCUAUCUAAUUUGUUCUGGUGUAAUAUAUUGUCCUUACAACAUCGUGUAAAACCGAAAGAUGAACAAACUGACACAUUAUUUAUGAUGAAUGUAAAAAAAAAAAUAAAGUAUGAUCCUUA